This is a messenger RNA of Megalops cyprinoides (Indo-Pacific tarpon), 1598 nucleotides long. It is a transcript of the gene wipf3, whose product is annotated as WAS/WASL interacting protein family member 3. Gene Ontology annotation, molecular function: actin binding. The transcript is spliced from 9 exons. NCBI's taxonomy places the organism in Eukaryota, Metazoa, Chordata, Actinopteri, Elopiformes, Megalopidae. Bases 319 to 1563 code for a protein of 414 amino acids. The record is from RefSeq and is a predicted model, not a curated record.
GCUGAUCGUAAACAACACGCCGAACUGGAAGGGCCACUCCAAGCGCCCCCCCUCUUAAGGACGCGCGGUAAAGCGCUUCUUUCCUUCAUUCCACAAGCGUUUUGCGGAGUCAGCUGCUCAUUGUUCACACCAGUGUUGCCGGGGACCAGCGGUGUCCUCGUUUAACUAAUAAUAACUUCAGAGCCGCGCCAGUAACAGGAUCUGCGACGCGGGGCGCUGCGACGCGGGGCGCUGCGCUCCUGAGUUCUCCCGCAGCGCGUAGAGCCGGAUCCCGCAUUAAAACAGAGGCCAAUCAGACGCACAGCUGAGCAAAGCACAAUGCCUGUCCCACCCCCACCUCCCCCACCCCCUCCUGCACCACCUCCUCCUCCUCCACCCUCCUCUGCUGGACCUCAGGUGGCUCGAUCAGACCCCCCCAAACUGCAGCCUGUGGAGGGGGGGGGUCGCAACGCCCUCCUGGCCGACAUCCAGAGAGGAGCCCGACUCAGGAAGGUCACGCAGGUCAACGACCGCAGUGCGCCCCUCAUCGACAAGCCCAAAGCUGGCAGCACAGAGGCAGUUGGGGGGGGGGCAGCGGUGUCACCGCCCUCUCUGGGGGGUCUGUUCGCAGGCGGGUUUCCUGUCCUGAGACCUGCAGGUCAGAGAGACUCCGCCCCCACAGCCUCGCGGUCAGGUUCCUCUCCAGGCCUCCGGCAGCCGUUGUGGAGCCCCCCGGUGGCAGACAGUGGGCACGGCAGCUCGCUGCAGUCACUGAGAGCGGCAGAGAGAGGUCCCGCACGGGCGGUGGCAUCUGCACCAACCACGCCCACCUUCAACAAGCCGUCCACCCCGCCCCUUCUGCAGGACCGGCCAAUUAAACCCCCGCCAGCGCCAUCAGGACCACCCCCAGCUCCGCCCUCACAGACCACCAAGCCCACCUGGCUCCCGGUGCAGUCCCACACCCUCCCCCAACCCUCCACCCCUGCCCCGCCCCCUCCCCCACCCCCGCCUGCCUCCAGUGCCCCCGACCGCUCCUCCGGAUUCUUCUUCCCCCCUCCCCCUCCCCCCAUCCCAUCAGACUUCAAGUUUAACAGUUUUCGGGAGAGUCAGAUGGCCCCCCUCCCCCCUCCUCCCCCUCCGCUUCCUGUCUCCUUCACCCCCACCUGCUCCUCCUCUCUGCCCCCAACUCUACCCCAGCCCCCCCUCCCCAAAGUGCCCCCUGUCCCGUCUCCAGCACUGAGGUCAGGGGUGCCCCCGCUGCCCCCUUCCUACCCCUGCACCGUGCCAAGCCGCCGCCCCCCGGCUGUGCCCCGCCCUGCAGGAGGGAGACUGGCCCCGCCCCCUGCCCCUCCCACUCGCUCCCCCACCACUGAGCUCAGCUGCAGGACUCCGCCCCCUCCCCCACCCCCCGUCCUGAGGAACGGCCACCUGCACAGCCUGGAUGACUUUGAAUCGAAGUUUCAGUUCCAUCCCAUCGAUGACUUUCCUCCCCCUGACGAGUUCAAGCCGUUUCCGCGGAUAUACCCCAGCAAAGAGGCGCGAGCAAACCCCAGAGGCCCUGCUCUCAGGACACACCUGCGCUGAGGCGUGUGGGUGGGGUGCGAGGAGGCCCCGCCCUG